GAUAUCGUACCCGAUAAAUAUCAGCCCCAUCCUAAGCCAGGCCCCAUCCUGAGCCAGCCCCCACCCAGCUGGACACAGCUUCAUUUACCCUUCCUAGCUCUUUUUCACUUGUCUCACUUUUGCACUAAUUGUUCACUAUAAAAGCCCUCCCACCCCCACCCUUCUCCUCACUUCAAAACAAAACACUUCCUCUGUCUUCUUCAAUACCAUUCAAUAUGGCUUCACUCCUUACAUCCAGUGUUCUGUUUGCUUUCCUUGCUUGCUAUUUCAUGGCUGCCUCCCAUGCCGGCAACUUGUACCAGGAUAUUGACAUUACUUGGGGAGAUGGUCGUGGUAAGAUCCUCAACAACGGCCAGCUUCUCACCCUCUCUCUCGACAAAGCAUCCGGUUCAGGCUUCCAGUCCAAGAAUCAGUAUCUCUAUGGCAAAAUAGAUAUGCAGCUCAAACUUGUCCCCGGCAACUCCGCUGGUACCGUCACCACCUUCUAUAUGAAGUCUCCAGGGACUACAUGGGAUGAGAUAGAUUUCGAGUUCUUGGGAAACCUGAGCGGUGAUCCUUAUAUUCUCCAUACCAACGUCUUCUGUCAAGGAAAUGGCAACAGAGAGCAGCAGUUCUACCUGUGGUUCGACCCAACUGCAGAUUUUCAUUCCUAUUCCAUCCUCUGGAAUCCACAACGCAUCAUUUUCUCAGUAGAUGGCACACCCAUUAGAGAGUUCAAGAACAUGGAAUCCAUUGGUGUUCCUUUUCCCAAAAGCCAACCGAUGAGAAUCUACUCCAGCUUGUGGAACGCAGAUGACUGGGCUACAAGGGGUGGCCUGGUGAAAACGGACUGGACCAAAGCACCUUUCACCGCUUCAUUCAGAAAAUAUAAUGCCAACGCCUGUCUCUGGAACAAUGGAGCGUCGUCUUGCUCUUCCUCCACCAACUCUAGUAGCAGUUCUUGGCUGUCCGAGGAGCUGGACUCCACAAGCCAAGCGAGGCUGAAGUGGGUACAGAAGAAAUACAUGAUCUACAAUUACUGCACAGACAACAAACGAUUUCCACAAGGUCUUCCUCCGGAGUGCAAAACGUCCUAGGUAGACAAGGAAAUGUGAAAUUUCCCACGACUAGUUUUGAUUUUGCUUAGUUUGUGUGUGUAAUUAUGUAUUCUUUUAUUCGUUAAAACUUGGUAUUAAUUAAUGUAAUGUGAUUAUGUGAAGAGUAGGUUUUUUUUUUUUUUUUUUGGAUGAAUAUGUGAAGUGUUCUUGAAUGUUAUAAAACAACCUACUUAAUUUCUUGUCUCCUUGACCUGUUCUAUUUAGAACUCGCAAUAAUCAUGUUCCUAAUGAGACAUGACAAGUGUAUAGGUCCAAGUUGUGGGUCAUCUACGAGCAAUAGGUUAGAUGAAUUAGGUCUAAUAAGUUUUCGUAAGUUAG
This is a messenger RNA of Rubroshorea leprosula, 1415 nucleotides long. Lineage: Eukaryota; Viridiplantae; Streptophyta; Magnoliopsida; Malvales; Dipterocarpaceae. The record is from the annotation of a GenBank genome assembly.